This is a messenger RNA of Meloidogyne enterolobii, 507 nucleotides long. The record is from the annotation of a GenBank genome assembly. Lineage: Eukaryota; Metazoa; Nematoda; Chromadorea; Rhabditida; Meloidogynidae.
AUGAAACUUGAUAGUAUUUUAAUAAUUUUAAUUGUCAACGCGUUUUUUUGGAGUUUAAUUAAUUCUGUUAAAAAUAAUAAAAGCCGACACGAGUUAAGUAGAGUUGGGGAAAUUUCAAAGUAUAAAGAUGGGGCUGAAUUAUCGGCCGCUCCUAAAAUUCAAAAAGAUGAAACGUUAAAACCAAUACCUAAAAUUGCAAAAAAGGUCACAACUAAUCAUAAUGAAGAGAAGGGGCAAGAUUAUUAUAGAAAUUAUUACCAAAAUAACAAAGAAAAGAUACAAGAAAGAAAGCGAAUUUACUACAAGAACAAUAAAGAAAAGUUGAAAAAAUGCUCCCAAAAAUACCGAGAAAAUAAUAAAGAAAAGAGGCUAGAAAAUGACCAAAAAUAUUACCAAAAUAAUAGAGAAAAGUUGAAAGAAUCUGUCCAAAAAUAUUGCCAAAAGAAUAAAGAAAUAUUGAAAGAAAAUAAACGAGAAUACCGAGAAAAUAAUAAAGAAAAAAUUUGA